UUGAGAUUCUGCUGUACACAUAAAUCGCGCAAUCACUAAACAAAAAAUAUUCCAUUAUUUUUUUUAUAAGAUCCAGAAACUAUGGAUCCAUCUGUCAAAAGGGGCGCUUAUCUAUUCGCAAAAGAUUUUAAGUUUGAAAACGUCCUUGCCAAUCUGCAGGGUUACAGGAUUGCUACAGGCCAGGUAGAGAAGGGGGAAUUUGAGGCACUUUCCAAGAAAUAUGGGUCAGAUGAAGGGGCAUUAUUUGGUUCUCUCAUCACAAGCGCCUCUGGGAAAAGCAAUGAAGCAGAUGCCAGCUCACCUCCAUUGAAAAGAAGGAGGAGAAGACGAAGAAGGAAAACAAGAAAUAAGGCAGAUUCAGAGGAUUGUAACUCAACUACAGACACAAUCAGCAAGUGCAAUUUGGAUCAGCCACUGACAAUACCAUCCUCAAUCUUAGACUAUGGUUCCAGUGACUCCAGCACAUCAGAUAAUGGGGACAGGUCCAGCCCGAAAUCGCCAUCAGAUGAGAGGAGCUCAUCAGAAAGUGAACCAGGUGCCAAGGGAGGUUUCUUUGGUCUGACAGGAGACAGUAGUGAUGAAGAUACAAACACGUCCCUUUUGACGUCCCGAUUGACAGACCGGCAGGGGACAUCAGCCUUACACACCAAUGUCUCAGAAAGAGAGCACCAGCAGUCGGAAUUUUUCUCAUCUGCCGCAUGGCACCAGAGACCAGAAGUUCUCAAGCCAGAAUGGAACCCAGAAAAAGUCCAAUUUAGCGAGAGGGUCAGUGAGCUGUCCUCAUAUAAAUGCUGGAAGUGUCGUCGAAUUGGACAUCUCGCAGAAGACUGUACGGUCAGGGUUGGUGCUGCAACAGGGCGGCGGCCUCAUGAGACCAGAGCCUUGUCAAGUUUGAGUGAAGAUGACAAAAUGACGGCUGACAAAGCUUCUUUAAAUGAUUUCUAUAGAAGGUGUCGAGAGCUUCGUCAGUCUAAAAAUGCGAUGUGCACCGAGUGUGGAGGAAGGUCAAACCUGGCAAACUGUCUUGAGUGCGGACUGACUCUCUGUGACGGCAAGGGUCAUCUCACGAGACAUUUGAUGGAGUUUCCUUCACAUACAAAGCUAUAUUCUUUCAAGCUAAAGAAGAUGAUAAAGUGCCACAAGCCAACCUGUGCAGUGGUAGAUAUCACCAAGCUGAUGAUGUGCGCAUCGUGUCUCGGAAAACAAUUUGAUGGCCACUACAGCAUGAUUAACGCAACCUGGUCGCGCUCUGGUCUGAAAGGGUUACCAAGCACUAUCGCCUGCGAUCAGCAUUUUCACUGGCACCGCAUGAAUUGCGCCAAUUCCUCAGACGAACUUCUAGUCACGCCAGAGAAGCUAGAACUCUCCGAACAGCAAGGAGACGGCCUUCUCAGCGAGUUUUACUUUUGAUGCUUCUGCUAGGAUGUCACGGGGGACAGGAUGUCACGCACCUGUAUGUCAUGCGCUUGGAUGUCACGCUUUGGAACCGACCUGUGCAUGUCGUAGAAUACGACAGGCCUUAUUUGGCAGAGCCAGGACUCCGGUUCCCUUUCUUCAGAUGCGACUUUAUUUUCACAUGCACAGCCUUAUAUACAGUGUGUAAUUAUGAAAUUCCAAUUUAGUUACCCAUGUUAUCCUCAAGGGGUUGCCCCGCAUCGCACUCCGUGACCUGUUGCACGUUUGCUUUUAAGCUUUGUAUUUUAUGUAUUAGUUUUGUAUUGUAUGUAUUAGUUUUGUAUUGUAUGUAUUAGGUUUGUAUUGUAUGUAUUAGGUUUGUAUUGUAGUAGGCAAUGUUAUUGACUUAAUAAAGUUAAAAAAAUAAACCUA
Messenger RNA from Nematostella vectensis (starlet sea anemone), 1827 nucleotides. RefSeq lists its product as uncharacterized. Bases 82 to 1410 code for a protein of 442 amino acids. The record is from RefSeq and is a predicted model, not a curated record. Lineage: Eukaryota; Metazoa; Cnidaria; Anthozoa; Actiniaria; Edwardsiidae. The transcript is spliced from 15 exons. Gene Ontology annotation, molecular function: nucleic acid binding; zinc ion binding.